AUUAUGGUGGAAAGGAAUAUAAGCAGGAUGAAACCUGGUCUGAUGGUUGUCAGUUUAGCUGUGUCUGUAAUGAUGCCAAGGUUGGUCAAUACCAAUGUAAAGAAAAAUGUCCCAAAUGGGAUCUUCCUGACGUUUGUCACUGGAACCCAGCAUCAGCGGGAAAAUGUUGUAGUCAACCAGAAUGUCCACUACCUUAUGUUAUCACCGGUUACCCAGACCUUUAGAUGUUUCUCUUCACAUAAGCAACUGUCAAUUAUAGAAUAUUGUUUAUCAAAAAAUAUUACAGGACCAUUUUCAUUACUUUCGUCGUUGCAACAAGGAUCUCCCCUGAGUUUAUAA
Messenger RNA from Mytilus trossulus (common blue mussel), 339 nucleotides. RefSeq lists its product as uncharacterized. NCBI's taxonomy places the organism in Eukaryota, Metazoa, Mollusca, Bivalvia, Mytilida, Mytilidae. Bases 4 to 339 code for a protein of 111 amino acids. The transcript is spliced from 2 exons. The record is from RefSeq and is a predicted model, not a curated record.